AUGGCGAGAAACCUGAUCUUCUACUGCUGCCUCGUGGCCGUCGUUACCAUUUCCGUGCAAGCCGAGCCGCAAGACAAGCUAGACAACUUGGACGUGGACGAGAUCCUCAACAACGACCGCCUCCUGAAAUCCUACAUCCAGUGCAUGCUCGAUGCAGAUGAUGGGAAGUGUACCACCGAGGGCAAGGAGAUCAAAAGUAGGCUCCCAAAAUUGUUGGCGACGGGAUGUGGUGACUGCUCGCCUAACCAACUGGAGAGAGCUGUCAAGAGCCUGAAGCACAUCACAGAGAAGCACCCUGCAGAGUGGACCAAGUUGAAGGCCAAGUUCGACCCCACGGGCGAGUACACGAAGAAGAACGCCUACACCUGGAAGCAGUACGGCGUCACUCUCUGA
Schistocerca gregaria is the source of this 393-nucleotide messenger RNA. RefSeq names its product ejaculatory bulb-specific protein 3-like. The transcript has 2 exons. Bases 1 to 393 code for a protein of 130 amino acids. The record is from RefSeq and is a predicted model, not a curated record. NCBI's taxonomy places the organism in Eukaryota, Metazoa, Arthropoda, Insecta, Orthoptera, Acrididae.